UCAUUCGGUGUGUUUCGGACACUGCCUCCGACCUCCGGCUACCUCCGGCACCACUCGGGUAUUUCCGGCGAUAGUCGGCUAUCCUCGCCGGCAUUCGGUUAUAUCCGGCAGACCUCGGCUUUUUCCGGCGGCCUCUCCGGUAACGGUCGCUGUGAGUUUAAAUGAGCCGGAGCCGCCCGUGUGACGUCUUGAGAGCUGCCGACAGGGAGAGAGGCCCCGACAGCGGGAGAGAGAGCGGACGCUGGAGGCCGGAGAAUGACGGUGCUGCAAGAACCCGUCCAGUGCAUUCAGAAGAGGCAUUAUUUCUGCUAGCAACAUGUUAUUACCGCUCAGGAAAAGCAUACAAGGCUUACCGGCUCCUGAAAACACAUAGUUGUGCCACCCCACAAUGCAAAUAUCUUCUCGCAAAAUGCUGCGUGGAUCUUAGCAAACUGGCAGAGGGUGAGCAGAUCUUGUCAGGUGGUGUGCUGAAUAAACAAAAGAGCCAGGAGGAGAUAGUUACAGAGUUUGGAGACUCUGCCUGCUUUACACUGUCGCUGCUUGGCCAUGUAUAUUGCAAAACUGACCGGUUGGCCAAAGGAUCAGAAUGUUACCAAAAGAGCCUUAGUCUAAAUCCCUUCCUAUGGUCCCCAUUUGAAACAUUAUGUGAAAUAGGUGAAAAGCCAGACCCUGAGCAGACCUUCAAACUGACCUCCCUCCAGAAUUUUAGUAGCUGCCUGCCUAAUACUUGCACAUUAAUGGUGAACACCCACAACAUCCUAUCUCACAGGCAAGCCGACACAGUAUUAAUGGAAACGCCACAAGACACUAUAGAACUUAAUAGAUUGAACCUGGAAUCAUCCAAUCUAAAAUACUCCUUGAACACAGACUCCUCAAUGUCCUACAUAGACCCAACAGUUAUCUCCCCUGACUCGCUGCCCUUGGGAACUGGUACGUCUAUUUUGGUAAAACAGGCUCAGAACAAACCAAAGAGUGGACGCAGCCUGUUAGGAGGGCCGGCAGCACUGAGCCCACUCACCCCCAGUUUUGGGAUUUUGCCACUAGAAACUCCCAGUCCAGGAGAUGGGUCAUACUUACAAACCUACAACUCCUCUUGUGUCCUCGAUGUGCCAUCUUCUGGUACCCCUGCUAAGAAGUCUGUGACCAGAAUCAGCCAAGCAGGAACAAAGUCAGUGUUUUCACAGAGCGGCAACAGCCGGGAUGUGACCCCUGUCCUUCUUGUACAGACUCAGGGUUCUGGACCUCAGACCAGCACUACACCACAGGUACUGAGCCCAACUAUAGCUGCCCCUCCUAAUGCAUUACCACGACGUAGCUCCCGCCUUUUUACAAGUGACAGUUCUACCACCAAGGAAAACAGUAAAAAGCUGAAAAUGAAAUUUCCUCCCAAAAUCCCAAAUCGUAAAACCAAAAGCAAAACUAACAAAGGUGGUAUUACUCAGACCAAUUUGAAUGAGAGUUUGGAAAUAAGCAAGCUGGAUUCCUCUAUCAUCUCUGAAGGCAAGAUCUCCAAUGUGGGCCCUCAGAUUCAGGCACUAACUAUACAAAAAGCUGCAGCAGAAGGCUUAAUGAGCCUCUUGAGGGACAUGGGAAAAGGUUAUGUGGCCUUGUGCUCCUAUAACUGCAAAGAAGCAAUCAAUAUCCUAAGCCACCUUCCUUCCCACCACUACAACACAGGCUGGGUAUUAUGUCAGAUCGGAAGAGCCUAUUUCGAGCUGGCAGAGUAUUUGCAGGCAGAGCGUGUGUUCUCUGAGGUGCGAAGGAUUGAAAACUACCGCGUUGAGGGAAUGGAAAUCUACUCCACCACACUCUGGCAUUUACAGAAAGAUGUUGCACUGUCUGUGCUUUCUAAGGAUCUCACAGAUAUGGACAAAAAUUCACCAGAGGCUUGGUGUGCUGCCGGGAACUGUUUCAGUCUGCAGAGGGAACAUGACAUUGCCAUUAAGUUCUUCCAGCGGGCUAUUCAGGUGGAUCCUGGCUAUGCAUAUGCCUUCACGCUCUUGGGCCAUGAAUUUGUACUAACAGAAGAGCUGGACAAAGCACUGGCCUGCUUCAGAAACGCCAUCCGUGUUAAUCCCAGACACUACAAUGCAUGGUAUGGUCUCGGAAUGAUCUAUUAUAAGCAGGAGAAGUUCAGCUUGGCAGAGAUGCAUUUCCAGAAAGCACUAGAUAUCAACCCACAGAGUUCAGUACUACUUUGUCAUAUAGGAGUGGUGCAGCAUGCACUCAAAAAAUCAGACAAGGCUUUGGAUACUCUUAACAAAGCUAUUUCCAUUGAUCCCAAAAACCCACUAUGCAAGUUCCACCGAGCCUCUAUCUUGUUUGCCAAUGAAAAAUAUAAGUCUGCACUGCAGGAGCUGGAGGAACUGAAGCAAAUUGUCCCCAAGGAAUCCUUAGUGUAUUUUUUGAUAGGAAAGGUGUAUAAAAAACUAGGUCAAACACAUUUGGCCCUGAUGAACUUUUCCUGGGCAAUGGACCUGGAUCCCAAAGGAGCUAACAACCAGAUCAAAGAGGCCAUAGACAAACGUUAUCUACCAGAUGAUGAAGAGGUUGUCACCCAAGAGGAACAAGUUAGUGAGUGCUACCCCUAUGAAACAGUGGGAACUGAUGAAUCGCAGGAGAGCAGCAUGACGGAUGCAGAUGACACACAAUUGCACGCAGCUGAGAGUGAUGAGUUUUAACCUAGCCCUCACUCCCUACCGGACAUAUGGCAUUGGGGUGUCUGACUGUUAUUUUACUCAACACCACCCCAGCCUCACCCUUGCCUUCUCAGAUGCCUUUCUAAGGCUGCCAUUUUGUAUCAUCAUCAUUGCCUCUGUUACCAUUGUCAGCCAUUCCUCCCCCAGCGACCUCUGAUUUUUUAAAGCCCUGCAGAGAAUUAAAGACUGUGCAAUAUGUGGGUAGCACUCGGUUGGAUUCCUGCUUCUUUUCCACUUUCUAAAGCACCUAGUGUUUCCAAAGGGGGUAUGUGAUGCAAGGUAUGGCCUGUUCAUGCCGAAGAUGAUGAUGAUGAUGAUGAAUUAUUAGGAGUCCCAAGUCUCCCCAGACUUGAAGCUUGCUGUUAAAGCGUAACAAACACUGAACUUCAUGGAUACGAUGCUCUUUCACAGCACCUUCAAAUUCAGUGCCUCCCUCCACCCUCAUUGAGGACAGAAUUUAGAAGACUUUCUGCUUGGAUAACAUUUAUUCAGCGCUAGAAUCUAAAGACAAGAGACUGGGGCAAUCUAAACUUUUGACCAUCAUCUGAUGAGAGACUCUUUGCAGACUGACUUAUGCUUACAGUGAACCAUUCAACUACAGACUAAGGAUAGAUGCCCUCCUCCACCUUAGAUUUCUUAUACUGGGUGUUAGGAUGGAUGGCCUGGGUUAAUGUAAGGUGACUGAAUCAUUUCCAUAACUCAUCACUGUGGAGUGGGACAAGCCAUAAUCUUCCAAUCGCCAUCUCACCAUCUUUUCUUCUUUCAUUGCAUUUUAUUUACAAGCGUUAUACUUGUAGUAUUCCGCAAGCUAAACCAUUUUUUUUCAUGUGCGGUUGGAAAAUGGAAGGGUACAGGCAUGGAGAAUGUUUUGUCUAAAAAAGGGAUACCUCUUAAUAGUACCACUUGCCUUCAUACAGUGCAUGUAGCCAUUUGUAGCCUAUUAGGAACAAGUGAAACUAUGUCUCGCCUUAGUGAUCUUUAUUAGUUCAUAGUGCAUUAUUGGACUGUAUCCUUAGCUCAUCAAAUGGCUGCAUUCAGUGUAUAGGCGAUGGAUAUACCUUAAUUGGUGAGAUACUCGUUUUAUAUCGGUUUGUUAUAAGUUCUUUUACCUUCGUUUCAUUUUCACCAUCUCACUUUUUAUUUGUUUGCAAAAUCCCUUAAAACUAAUGGUUGGAUAACAUUUGACUACCCCUAGACAUAAUGCUUUCAAAAUGCAAUUUUUAAUUUACCCUAUUACCUUGUGGGUUUGGGUUUCCUGUAGGAAGAUUGUCACCGUCCUCUCUCUAUUCAGGUUUCUAGUUCCAGUGCUCUGGGCAAAUCCAUCAUCUGUCAUCUGCAUUUGGUGAAACAAGGAGGAUCACCUUCCAUCUAACGUUACUGGCAUGAUGUCUAAUGAAUAACACGCCCGUCACUGCCAGCCAGGCCAGCUACCCUGUAAUGGACAGUUGCCCUGCGGCACUGGUCUCUCUGGUGGGGCGGGACCCCUUUUAUUGUGUGGCUGUGAUUUGUCUUUUUAUUUUUGUCCCCUCCCCUUUUUUUAUUUCAGACAGUGUACAGUGUUCUAUUAUUUGGGUCGGGAGGUUCCUGUUUAAUAUAUUUUGCGAAUCAUUUAAGGAUGUGAAAAAUCCGAAUAAAAACUUUUUAAAAAUA
Pseudophryne corroboree (corroboree frog) is the source of this 4349-nucleotide messenger RNA. It is a transcript of the gene CDC27, whose product is annotated as cell division cycle 27. The transcript has 18 exons. The record is from RefSeq and is a predicted model, not a curated record. Gene Ontology annotation, molecular function: protein binding. Gene Ontology annotation, biological process: metaphase/anaphase transition of mitotic cell cycle; anaphase-promoting complex-dependent catabolic process; protein ubiquitination. Lineage: Eukaryota; Metazoa; Chordata; Amphibia; Anura; Myobatrachidae. Bases 162 to 2681 code for a protein of 839 amino acids. Gene Ontology annotation, cellular component: cytoplasm; anaphase-promoting complex.